This is a messenger RNA of Eruca vesicaria subsp. sativa (arugula), 1140 nucleotides long. The record is from the annotation of a GenBank genome assembly. NCBI's taxonomy places the organism in Eukaryota, Viridiplantae, Streptophyta, Magnoliopsida, Brassicales, Brassicaceae.
CAGCUCUUUUAUCUUCCUCCCUCCAGCAAAAGAGAUUCGACGUGAUGGCCCUAAACAAAUCGCCAAUGCAAGGUGGUCAGGCUACGGGCAGAGGUUAUGAUCAUGGUGGUGACUAUGAUGGCAUAAAAAAAGUGUGCGUUUAUUUUGAUGGCACGUCAAUAAGGUAUCUCAAGGUCGACUAUGACAAAGCCGGUCAAGUGGAAAGCCAUGGGCACGGACGCACAAUCGGAACAAAACAUGAGAUUACGGUUGAUCAUCCUAGUGAAUAUAUCACAUCAGUGGAAGGAAGCUACGCUGUUACUCAACCUUAUGGAUGCAUUGUCCUUAGGUCAUUGACUUUCAAAACAUCAAAAGAGAGAACCUUAACAGCAGGAACAGUUGUUGGUACCAAGUUCUUGCUGGAGAACCAAGGCAAUCCUAUUGUUGGGUUCCAUGGACGGGCAGGUUCUUGUGUUGAUAGUAUCGGGGCAUAUUAUGCUCCGUUAACUCCUUCUCAUCCUCUUCCUCCUCCUUCAGAGAAACUUGAGGGACAAGGUAGUGAUGGAGGAGCUUCCUGGGACGAUGGGGCUUUCCGAAAUGUGAAGAAGAUAUACAUCGGACAAGGCCACGUCGGGAUCGUCUUUGUGAAGUUUGAGUACGAAAAUGACGCUAGUGAAGUUGUUGUGGGAGAAGAACAUGGAAAGCAAACGUUGCUUGGAUACGAGGAGUUCGAGCUGGAUUGUCCAAGUGAGUACAUCACAUCGGUGGAAGUUUGUCACGAUAUAGUUAUGGGAGCUGAAAGUGGAGUUAUAACGAUGCUUAAGUUCACGACAAACAAACGCACCUCUCCACCCUUUGGACUCGAAGCUGCUUCCAGCUUUGUCCUGAAAAAGGAAGGUCACAAGAUCACUGGGUUCCAUGGAAAAUCCGGUGACGUGCUUCACAAGAUUGGGGUCCACGUCGUUCCCAUCACUGAGUGACCAUCCAUAGCUAGUUUCACUAUCGAAUGGACAAUCCUCAAGACCUUGUUUCAUUAUGUUGCUUUUGAUAUGAAUCUGUUUCUGUAUUUCUCUAUUGUUGCUUCCAUGUUUUUUUCUUUUAUGCAUCGUGUGUAAUAAUAAAUAAGGGUUUCCCUUAACCUAUUUCUGAAAAUUAUUUCAG